Molecule: messenger RNA, 1558 nt
Organism: Hyalella azteca
Lineage: Eukaryota; Metazoa; Arthropoda; Malacostraca; Amphipoda; Hyalellidae
Product: protein BTG2
Exons: 1
Coding region: 347-1045 (232 amino acids)
Biological process (GO): negative regulation of mitotic cell cycle; negative regulation of cell population proliferation
Cellular component (GO): nucleus; cytoplasm
Source: RefSeq, a predicted model, not a curated record
UGAGUGCACGCAGCGCUUCAGUUGGCGAGUAGACGUUGUUGAGAGGAGAUGGAGCGCUCGUAGCACGAACAAUAAAUUCCCUUCUGUCCUCCACACAAAGACUAUGGUUACUUUACUUUUUGACAAUAGAUAGAACAACAAUUCCUGAAGUGAGUGCUGAUUAAGCUGCAUGAAACCAAAGAAUAACGGCAUCUUCCUGUUUAUUUUUUUGUGCAUUGCUAGUCCGUCUUUCAUUUGAAGCCGUCCCCGUGAUUUCCGUGCUCGCCUCCGCCAUUGUGACUCCAGUGAUAACGACCAAGAUUAAAAGAUAAAUCAUCAAGUUUCCAAUAGAAAACCUAAGCCCAUUAUGAAAACUGAAAUAGAAUCUGCAACCACAUUCCUGGUUGAAUUAAUGAAAACUGGGUCUACGUCUUGUGCGAAGCUCAGCGACGAACAGUUCCACAGGUUUCGGAUGAUCGUCGAAGAAUGCUUAACUAAUUACUACGCUGAUCAUUGGUUCCCGGACCAUCCUGUGAAGGGUUCCGGCUAUCGCUGCAUCAGAAUGAACGGAAAAGUCGACCCGAUUUUGGCAAGAGCUGGACACCUCAUGGGUCUCGCUGCUCAGUUGAUACAUUCGAUGUUUCCUGCCGAAUUUACGAUGUGGGUUGACCCACACGAAGUGAGUUACAGGAUCGGAGAAAACGGUUCCAUUUGCAUCCUGUACGAGAACGAGAGCAUGGUAAUGCGUUCACCACCAACUCCACCGAGUACUCCGCCGAACAAGAAGAUUAGAGGCUCCCCAGAACCACCUUUCACUCCCAUGAAGAUGCAGUCUAUCUUCCCUCAGCAGCAAGUGACUCCUCCUCAAGCUCUCUCCUAUCACCACUUCUCCACUCCGUCCAACAACAGACGUGCUUCUCCACCUCACCAUCAAUACCAGCAGUUUCUUCACGCGCACCAGCUCGCUCUUCUCAAGGAGGCUAACAAUAAUUCUUCGAAUAAUUGUAAAGACGCACUGAGGCCGAAUCAUGUCCUGCCUCUCGAGAGGCUUUUCGUGUCCAGUUGAAACGCCUCACGGUCAGCCUCCACCAGCCGCCGAUCUCACCUGGAGCCUGCUGUGUACAGUACAAUCUCUGCCGCAAUUCUAUGUGUAAAUACUAUACUUUAUUAUAUUAUAGAAAUGUAUAAGGAUAGCGCGGCAGUGGUGUGUAAUUCUGUGAUGUUUUUGGCUGGGUGAGAGCAUGAAGCCUUCUUGCUACGGCCCCGUCAACGCUGGUGCAAUCCGUGCUCAGCCAACUGAGCAAUCUUGCAGGGAUUGUUUCAUCCGACAAUCAAGAAUAAAAUCUCUGCAUGCGCUCAGUUCUGCGCUAGGAUUGUGCCAAGCUAGGGGGGAGGGGCGGUGCCCCACUCUAGAAUCCUUCAUAUGGUACAAAGUCUGCAUCAUUUAUCUAAGUGUAUGUUGAAGAAGUGUAGUGCUGCCACGGUGUCGUGGUGUCGUGUCGUGUCGUGGAGGAACAUCCAGUCUGGAAAUUGUGAAAAAAUAUAAGAUUUAGCUAUUACCACCGACAGCUCAUUAAAU